Messenger RNA from Camellia sinensis, 1550 nucleotides. Lineage: Eukaryota; Viridiplantae; Streptophyta; Magnoliopsida; Ericales; Theaceae. The record is from RefSeq and is a predicted model, not a curated record.
UUAAAAAUAAAAAACUAACCAAUGUAUCUCACAAUUCACAUUCACUUGCAGCCUAUUGGAUGAAAUGAAUGGAACAGAAACAUCCUCAAUCCUUACGAUUUUAUAUGAUUAAUUAAUUAAUAUCAAAUCACAUUUACAUACUUAUUAGUGGUUCAUAUAUAUUUAAAAUGCACAAGAAAGAAACACCACUGUUGUUGAGAUGCGGUUUUUGCUGCAAAAAAGGCUGCUCUAUCCAUUCCAUCCAAGAUGUCCUCCAACACAAAGCUGGACUACACCCAAAACCCUACAUACCGCAGUUCAUCAACAACUGGUUUGCACUUCACAACAAUUACACCUCUCACUGCAUCUGCAUGCACCCCAAACCCUUCAAAUCCAUCCCCCAUAAAUGGCUUCUCUCAUCUUCUUCAAGCUUCCAAAUCUCAACCUCCCAAACUACAUGCAACAACAACAGAAACAACAACACUUGCUACUUUACAAUCCAAAUGUCACAUUCUAGCAGUAGCAGUAGUACUAGCAAUGUGUCAGCUCAUCCUGACCUCCCUUCUGCUCGAGGAUCGGGGCGACACCCCAUUUAUCGAGGAGUGAGGCGUAGGAGGAGUAGUGGGAAAUGGGUUUCCGAAAUCCGGGAGCCAAGGUCACCUAACCGGAUUUGGCUCGGAACAUUUCCCACACCAGAAAUGGCUGCAGUGGCCUAUGAUGUGGCUGCACUGGCUCUUAAGGGUCAAGACGCCGAGCUCAACUUCCCAAACUCAGCUUCUUCUUUUCCCGUUCCUACCUCUACUUCGCCUCGUGACAUUCAGGUGGCUGCAGCCAGUGCAGCCGCUGCUGCUGGGGCUGCUAGGGAUGCUCUGUCUGGGUCUCAAAUUGAGAGGACUGAAAAUCCUACUGGACCGGAGACUCAAAGGGAGAAUGACUUUGUUGAUGAGGAUAUGAUCUUUGAUAUGCCUAAUGUUCUUGUGAAUAUGGCUGAAGGGAUGCUUCUUAGCCCUCCACGCCUUGGUGAUGAUGACGAGACUGAUCAUGACACUGGAGCUGAAAAUACAGGAGAUCAGAAUCUGUGGAAAUUCCCUUAAAUCCAUCAAAUAUAUAUAUAUAUUUAUCUAUAAAUAGUAACAUUAUCUUUAAUAGUUUCUGCCAACCAAUUAGUAAAAGAUUAUAUAUACAUACAUAUGUGAUAUGCAUAAGAGUCUGGCUUAAAAUGCCGGAUGAGAGCAUCGAAUGUGAGUACCUAUGAGUGGUUUGUUUUUUUAUUUUUUGUAAAAAACAAAAAUUUGUGUCCUGGUUUGUUGUUAUUUCAGUUCUAGUAGUUACUGCUUAAACCAAUGUACAAGUAAAAGGAAACCUUUUUGAGAGUAUAUUGCUGAAGAAGGUAGGCCAAUCCAUUGCAACAGAGUAUGACACAGUGAAACCUAGGUCAUCCUUUUGUCAUAGAUGGAGGGAUCAAAUAGAAUCAGAUAAAACUCAUUUGGGUUUUCUUUUAAUUUGAGCUAUAUAUAUAUAUAUAUAUGAUUGGGUUUGCUUUGGGGUACACCAACCUAGUUCUUAUGAUG